Molecule: messenger RNA, 306 nt
Organism: Penicillium arizonense
Lineage: Eukaryota; Fungi; Ascomycota; Eurotiomycetes; Eurotiales; Aspergillaceae
Exons: 1
Coding region: 1-306 (101 amino acids)
Source: RefSeq, a predicted model, not a curated record
AUGGAAAACACAAAAGCCACCACACUGGACAUAACCACAAACCUCCUAAAGCGAAGUUCCCUCAGCGAUCCCUCCAAAUACCCCCUCUGGGUCUUCCUCAUCAUCGUCGGCUGCAUCGUGGGUGGUCUCAUCGGGUUCAGCGUGUGGACUAUGUACCACGGACUAGAUGAUAACAAUACAUUCAAGGAUGUAUCCUUCGAGCAAAGGAAAUACAUGCGCGAGGCUCGGCAGCGCAAUUUGAAUGGGCUUGCUGUCGAGGCUAGGAGGCCUGAUAUGAUUAUUCCGAUUGAUCAGUUGAAUUGGUAG